GCUUCACUCACAUUUCCUCUUUUCUGGGAAGCUACCCUCAAUUCUUUCCCUCUACUUCAGGAAUGAAGAAGUGCCCAUUCUUCGUGCUCUUAUAGUGUCCUCCAAAUGUUGUAAAAGUAUUGACACUGGACUGUAAUUUUUGGUCUGUCUCCUGCUAGGUUGGAGACUGAAAGACUAUAAUUACCAUGUAGAAGAAUUUUUUGGUCACAGAAUAUAAAAACAGCUACUGUUAUCUCUGUGAGUAAAAAAGAAAAAAAAAGAUAAGAUUCUGAGCAAUUAAAUGUUUAGGGAAUAUAUUUUCUUUUACAUUUUUCAGUUCCAAGGUGCAGAGCUUUGAAGGAAAUGGAUUUAAUUAAGACGUCUUGGUCAGACUGUUACUGCUACUAUCAGAAUUCCCAAAUUGAGUGGAAAUACAUAUGGUCAACUCUGCAGGUGAAAAUUGCCAGUUCGGGCCUGCUUAGUAUUGUAUAUAUCACAGAAAGACAUAAUUGCCAGGAUCCAGAAACCAUUCUAUCUGUUAUCCAUUGUGCAAUUUAUAAAUUUUGGACACCAAAUGAGUCUCAUGAAAUAACUUUAAACAUCAGUCCGUAUGGGGAGACUGUGUGCUUCUCUGUGAAGCCUGUCAGAAAUUAUACAAUACACGUGAAUCGAAACAUUGUGGAUUUCAGACUCUUCCUUGUAUUUGUGGGAGGCGUUUUCCUCUUCUUUUAUGCAAAGACCUUGAGUCAAAGCCCUACUUUCUAUUACUCUUCGGGGACUAUGCUAGGUAUUCUAAUGACAUUAGUCUUUCUCCUGCUGCUGGUGAAAAGGUUAAUCCCUAAGUAUAGCACCUUUUGGGCUUUAAUGGUUGGUUGUUGGUUUGCUUCAGUUUAUGUGGUGUGCCAGUUGAUGGAAAAUCUGAAGUGGCUGUGGUAUGAAAACAGAAUAUAUGUAUUAGGCUAUGUCUUGGUCGUUGGAUUACUCAGCUUUGCUGUCUGUUAUAAACACGGGCCCCUUGUUGAUGAGAGGAGCACACGUCUCCUGAUGUGGACACUGCAGCUCCUCUCCCUGUGUCUGAUCUACUCGGGGGCCACUGUGCCUCAGUUCGCAUACGCAGUCAUGGGCCUCAUCCUGCUGUCCCGGGGUCUGCACUACCCAGAGAGAGCAUUCAGGUAUAUGAGGUGGAAAAUGAAGAAAUGGUUUACGUCAAGAAAGCUGGCAGUUAAGUAUCUUACUGAAGAUGAAUACAGGGAACAAGCUGAUGCAGAAACCACCAGUGCUUUGGAGGAACUGCGCCAAGCCUGCCGCAGACCCGACUUCCCAUCCUGGCUGGCCAUCUCCAGACUCCAGGCUCCUAAAAAGUUUGCAGACUUUGUUCUUGGAGGAAGCCACUUGUCACCGGAAGAAAUUAGUCUUCAUGAAGAACAGUACGGCCUUGGGGGUGCCUUCUUGGAAGAGCAGCUCUUUAACCUGGGGACUGCUAACAGUCUACCUACACGUUGACUGCAUUCUGGACCAGGAAGUGUGUAAGAGCCAAGGAUCCUUUUAAAGUUCUAGGGAACGGUGGCAAAAGAAUUUGCUAUGGAGAAAAAUUAAGUCACACUGGACAGGAAAACUAAACUGUAUUGAAGAUAACUGAUCAUCUUUGGCCAGUUCUGCUAUUUAUUGUACUGGAGGUGGCCACCAAGAUUCUAUGACUGCCAUAACUACUUUCCUUGAAUGAAGAUUUUCAUUAGGAACAAGGGAAUUGUGUUUAUCUUCAAGGGGCCAGUAGGCAGGAACAGGUGCCUUGUCAGGGCAUUAAAUCUUCUCAAUCCCUAGAACCUGUGUCACAAGACACUACAUUGACCUUCCUAAAUAUUAUCAAUGUAAGUGCUGGCAGAGACUGAGAUAUGCUGGACUAGUGUUUUCCAACCUACUGUCCACAGGUGCUAAUAAGCAUUAGUCAGUAAAGGGAUUCUGAGGUCAACUAAGAUUGACACAAAGUUAAACAAAAGUACUGCAGGACUUCUCAGAACCUUUACUAAUGCUAAUUAACAUUAUGAAUCUAAAGAGGAGAAAUUGUGUGUAGCAGUUUCUGACUUAAUUUGACCACAGAACCAUUUUUCAGAUUAAUAUUCCUUGGCACAUAUGCUGAGAAAAUGCUAAUGAUGGAGGAGUUGAGGUUUGGGGAGGUUAAACCACCUGUUCAAAAACAAUAAAGCUGUUUAAAGGCAGCCCUAGCAACUUGUUGAAGACCAUAAAGCUAUUUAAAGGCAGCACUGGGACUGGAGCUUCAGUCCUAGCCUUUCCUAUGACUCAGGUAAAAGAGACCUUUAAAGGCAAGCCAAGAGGUCAUCUCCCUACAGCCUUGGGUCUCACAGUAUUGGUGACUUUUUUUAAAAUAAUGGCCAACUAGCUGUUUAGUAACUGUGAUGAAGGGGAACAUUUCCUAAGAUUAUAUUUUAAAGUUUUGAUAAGACUUUUAUAGACAUAUAAUCAGGAUUAGAAAUUAGAAUUACUUUUUGUAUUUUUUUGUGUGUUGAAAUUGAAGGCAUUUAAUCUCUUGUGACAUUUUGAGUUGACUCGUUCAUUUUUUAAAAUUUGUUUAGUUUUAUAUGUUGGUAACAAUUUCCUACAAAACAUAUUUGUGAUCUUUCAUACAGAGAACAAAUCUGUUGCUCUUGGUUCAUCAUAUGUAACUUCAGAGUGAAAUGAGAGACUAACUGUGAGCUUUGACCCUGAGCAAAGGAGGCCUAACCAUAGGUCUAAGAAAAGAUCUGGACAUGGUAAAACAAUCCAAGCGUUCAAGAUGUUGCUAAAUUGGUUCUAAGAAUCAAACUUCUGCUUCUUUGCUGUGAUGGGACCAUAAAGAACAGAGGCAUAGAGAAUGAGCAGUCUUUUACUGGAAGAGAGGUUGCAGCGGUGAGACUUGUAGAGAAUUUAGGCACUGCUUUCCUGAGCCAGAUUUAGUAGAGUUGUUCUAAAUUGUUGAAUAAUAGUGCAUCUACCCAUUUGAAACUUUCUAGAUUGGUUUUCAGAUGAUACUUCUUCUUUAAGCAGUGUGUCAAUGUUUCAUAGGUCUGUUUUUGCCAGACCCUUUUAGUAUUAGAAGCUCUGUUAUUUUUGUGAAAUGCACUAAAUUCAAUCUGUGCAUUCACAUAGCCUCUGAUUUUAAAAAUCAGAGUCUUCCAUUCAAAUUUAUGAUGGUGAUGUUUUAUAAGUGUAAACAAUUCUAACAUCAUUUUUGUUAUAGUUCAAUCUGAUUUUUUAUGAUUAUAUUUAUUGGUGACACAUAAAUGUAUCAGGUACAUCAGUGGUUGUGCUCACCAUGUUCCUCUCCCAAGAGGCAGUCUGUGUCCUACAAAAUGUGUGGGACUAACAUGUGAAGAGUCUGUGGAGUCCCCAGGAGACAUCCCCCCAGGACAGUCACUAGGCCUUACCCGUGCCAAGGGUAAAGAGAUGCUGACCAAGCUGGGAGUAACCAUCACAAAAACAGCUCAAGAAGGGGAAAUAGAGCAACAGUCUUCCAGGAUGUUGUUUUUCAUGUUGUUGUUUUUUUAGAGGAAAUCAUGGAUUUGUCAGUGUCUGUUAUUUGAGUACUGUGAAAAGUUAAACCAUUAAAAACAUUUCUUGUAAUAUA
Molecule: messenger RNA, 3601 nt
Organism: Miniopterus natalensis
Lineage: Eukaryota; Metazoa; Chordata; Mammalia; Chiroptera; Miniopteridae
Source: RefSeq, a predicted model, not a curated record